AUGCGGUUUCCAAUUCUCACCCUCGCUCUACUCUCUACUCUCCUAACCCUCCCCUCCACCACCCUCUCCCACCCAUCUCCAAGCACAGAACACCUCCACCUCCACCCCCGCGGCCAAGGCACCAUUACCUUUAUCGGCUCCCUCCUCAACAACGGGUUAAAGGUCCUCCAGCUAGACAAAUCCGUCCGCUACUUCACCCCCGAGCGUCUAGACGACGUCAAAACUCGUUCGUCGGAAGCACUGCAAAGCCUCGAUGAAGCAAUAGCGACUGGGAAAUCUAUCGGCCAUUUUGACCCUACAAGUAGUCAUGUUAUUGCUGCGCUGUGUAUACCGUUGAAGCCGUUCUACGGGAGUAUGAUUAAUGCGAUUCGUGAUAAGCGCGAGGAAUUGACCGCGGCGAAAUACAAAGACGAGAUGAUAAAGACGCUGGUUGCUCUUCGGGUGAAGAGUCGGGAGUUGGCGGAGCUGGUGAAGAAGAUACUCACGGAGCCUGAUGGGUCGUUUUGUUUGUUUCUCGAGGAUUUUAUUGAUAAGCGGUUUUCGAAAACGAUUGAUGAAUAUAAGGGGAUCAAUAGCGGUGAUUCGGAUGAUGUGGAGGGAGAUAUCUGGAAUGUGGAAGAGUAG
Aspergillus costaricaensis CBS 115574 is the source of this 624-nucleotide messenger RNA. RefSeq names its product cell wall mannoprotein 1 family protein. Gene Ontology annotation, cellular component: extracellular region. The coding region runs from base 1 to 624 and encodes 207 amino acids. The transcript is spliced from 2 exons. The record is from RefSeq and is a predicted model, not a curated record. NCBI's taxonomy places the organism in Eukaryota, Fungi, Ascomycota, Eurotiomycetes, Eurotiales, Aspergillaceae.